UUCGGUCGCUCGCGGUGCAGGGAAACAAAAAAGCACCAUGCCCCCGUGGCCAAUCGGACCAGCAGCCUGCCCCCUCCGAUUGUGGUGGUUGUGGCAGGCCCCCCGCAAGUGGGCAAAACUACCCUCAUCCGCUCCCUUGUCAAGCGCUACGCUAAACGUACCCUCAACACCAUUCAGGGUCCCAUCACCGUCGUGGCAGGUAAAAAUCGUCGCCUUACCUUUAUCGAGUGUCCCAAUGACAUCAACUCGAUGAUUGAUCUGGGCAAGAUUGCCGACCUGGUUCUUCUGCUCGUCGAUGGCAGCUUUGGUUUUGAAAUGGAAACUUUCGAGUUUCUCAACAUUCUUCAGACGCACGGUUUUCCCAAGGUCAUGGGUGUCCUGACGCAUUUGGAUCGACUCAGUACGGCCCGACAACUGCGCAAGGUCAAGAAGGAACUGAAACAACGCUUCUGGACCGAAAUCUACCAGGGUGCCAAACUGUUCUACUUCAGCGGCAUCUCCCACGGCAUGUACCCCGUCACCGAGGUCAACAACCUCACUCGCUUCAUUUCCGUGGUCAAGUUCCGGCCUCUUUUGUGGCGCAAUGCCCACAGCUACGUCGUGGCUGACCGCUUGGAGGACAUUACUGAUCCCGAAGAUGUGAGGCGGGACCGCAAGGUGGACCGACGCGUGGCCGUCUUUGGUUAUGUGCGCGGUACUCAUCUCAAAGAAGGCAUGCGGGUACACGUCCCGGGUUGUGGUGAUCUCGCCAUGGAAUCAAUCCAGUUGCUGGCAGACCCCUGUCCUCCUCCUCAAACCGAUCAGGAUGUCAAGAAGAAGCGUCGUCUCGAUGAUCGUGACAAGCUCAUUUAUGCCCCCAUGUCUGACGUUGGUGGCAUCCUUUACGACCAAGAUGCCGUCUUUGUGGAGAUGCCUCAUCUGGACAAGAAGAGCCAUGGUUCUAGCUCUGCCAUGGAGAAUGAGUUUGGCAUCACCGAUACUCGUGAGCAGUUGAUCCAUGACCUUAAAACACACGACCUGGUCCCUCCACCCCUGGGUGAGGAGCGCGAUGAGGAUGCACGCCUUCUUGGCCAUUCCAACGAAGACAACGUCGAUGGUGGAGCCAAAUGGAAAGAUGGUAUGCUGGAGCGAGCGGCCCGUUCCUUCUACGAGCGUCAAGCCGUCAAUAUUCAACGCAUGGUCUACGGAGCUGAGGACCACGAACGUGCCAAUGAUUCUGCGGAUAGUGGGGAUGAAGAUGAUCUGUUCAAGGUAUGGUCGUGUUGGGCUCCGAUGCGUUUGGACAUCAAGCGGCCGGCACUGGAGAUCUCCGACAGCUCUCGUCCUGACGUUCUCCUGACCGUCGCCCAUGAUUGGUCUCAACCCGAGGUGUUGGCAAGCAUCCGAGACCGCUUCGUGACUGGCAAAUGGGACGCGUCAUCAGAUGCGGCAACCUUGCUCCGUCAUCACGAGGCUGCGCUAGCCGGCGAAAUGUCCGAGGAUGAGGAGGUCUAUGGCGAUUUUGAGGACCUCGAAACGGGCGAAAAGCAUGAAGGUUUGUUCUCUGAUGAUGGGGACAACGAGGAAGGACCGGCUGACGGUGAGGCAGCUGUGAAGAGCAAAAAGGACAUGUCAGCUACAGAACGCCGUGCGUUCAAGAAAGCCCGCAUGAAAGCCCUUUUCGACGACGAAUAUGACAAGGUGACGGGUGGCGGCAAGACGCAUUUUGAUGAGGUGAAGGAUGCUGUCGAGGAGCAGCUGCGCUUCAACGUGGAUGAGUUUGCGGAUGAUCCCGAGGAACUGCGCGUCCAGUAUGAGGGCUAUCGACCCGGCCUCUACGUGCGCAUUGUUCUCGAAGGCGUACCCUGCGAGCUCAUUGAACGCUUUGACCCCACCUACCCCGUCUUCUUGGGUGCUCUUUUGCCCAACGAGUCCGAGCUCGGCUUUGUUCAGCUCCGUUUCAAAAAGCAUCGGUGGCAUCCGCGCAUUCUCAAAACGCGCAACCCUGUCAUCAUGUCUCUCGGCUGGCGCCGGUUCGAGACCAUGCCAAUUUAUGCCAUCAUGGACGUUAACUUCCGCAACCGCAUGCUCAAGUAUACGCCUGAGCACAUGCACUGCGUGGCAGUCUUUUAUGGCCCCAUCACACCGCCCGGCACGGGUUGUCUGACGAUUCAGAGCGUCUCAUCGGUGAGCAACAACUUCCGCAUCACGGGCACGGGUGUCGUGGCUGAAUUGGACAAGACGUCGGACGUUGUGAAGAAACUCAAGCUCGUCGGCUACCCCAUGAAGAUCUUCAAAAACACUGCCUUUGUCCGGGACAUGUUCAACUCUUCCCUGGAGGUGGCAAAGUUUGAGGGCGCUUCACUUCGUACGGUGUCAGGCAUUCGUGGCCAGGUCAAGCGAGCACUCAAGGCACCAGAGGGCGCGUUUCGUGCAACGUUUGAGGACAAGAUCCUCAUGUCUGAUAUCAUCUUCAUGCGUACUUGGUACCCGGUCAAGCCACCCGAGUAUUACAACCCCGUCAUGUCUUUGCUGCUGGAAGAUAAAAAGGCGUGGACUGGCAUGAAGACCACGGGUCAAUUGCGUCUGCUGCACGACGUGCCCAUUCCUAAGAAUAAAAGCUCCGAAUACCGCCCCAUUGAGCGCCAGGAGCGCAAGUUCAAUGCAUUGCGCAUUCCCAAGUCCAUUGAGGCGAAUUUGCCGUACAAGAGCAAGCCAAAGGUGCGGUCACGCUUGAGUGCGGCUCGGCGUCGACCCAACUUGGAGCAACGUCGGGCCCUCAUUUCUGAGCCGCGCGACAAGAAACUGGCCCGCCUCAUGCAGCAAUUAAACACCAUCAACAAGGACAAGCAGCAAAAGCGCAACCAGGCUCAGGCUGCCCGCCGUGCGGAGUAUCUGAAGGCCAAGGCCAUCGAGGAGAACAAGUCAGCUCAGCGUCGCAAGGAAGCGCUCAAGCAAAUCUAUCGUUCUGAUGGAAAGGAGGAGAAGCGC
This is a messenger RNA of Monosiga brevicollis MX1, 2970 nucleotides long. RefSeq lists its product as uncharacterized. Gene Ontology annotation, molecular function: GTP binding; U3 snoRNA binding; GTPase activity. The transcript has 22 exons. Gene Ontology annotation, cellular component: 90S preribosome; nucleus. Gene Ontology annotation, biological process: ribosome biogenesis; maturation of SSU-rRNA from tricistronic rRNA transcript (SSU-rRNA, 5.8S rRNA, LSU-rRNA); endonucleolytic cleavage of tricistronic rRNA transcript (SSU-rRNA, 5.8S rRNA, LSU-rRNA). NCBI's taxonomy places the organism in Eukaryota, Choanoflagellata, Craspedida, Salpingoecidae. The record is from RefSeq and is a predicted model, not a curated record. The annotation marks the transcript as partial.